AUGAGGCUUGGAACAUCUGGAAAAGAUCUAAUGACAUCAUGGAAGAGUGAAAACGAUCCAAAUCCUGGAGAUUUUGUUGUUGGACUUUCAAAAGAUCAGCCACCACAAGCUUUCAUAUGGCAUGGUUCAAAGGCGUAUUGGAGAGGUGGGCCCUGGGAUGGAGGGAAGUUUAUAGGUAUACCAGAGCAGGAGACUAGGUACCCAAAUCAAAUGACUAUCAUGCCUGAGAACUCACAAGGAGGAGCUUUCCUCACCAUUAACAAUUAUAACUCAUCUGAUAUUAGAUGGCUUUAUUUAAGACAUGAUGGUGUGUUACAGUAUAAUUACAUAGAUGAUGUUCAUAACGUUUGGGAUUUUACUUGGGAAGCACCAGCGAAUCCUUGUGAUGUUUAUGGAGUUUGUGGUGUUUUUUCAAUUUGUACAGACAAAAAGUUUCCUAUUUGUGAUUGCUUAAGAGGGUUUGUACCAUGGUCGGAUGAUGAAUGGAGGAAAAGUAACUGGACAAGGGGUUGUGUGAGGCGAAAUGAACUUUUAUGUGAGAAGAAUGAAAGUAAGAGUGAACCAGAUAACUUUCAGGUAAUAAAAGGGAUUAAGCUUCCGGAUUGUUAG
Lactuca virosa is the source of this 609-nucleotide messenger RNA. Lineage: Eukaryota; Viridiplantae; Streptophyta; Magnoliopsida; Asterales; Asteraceae. The record is from the annotation of a GenBank genome assembly.